Molecule: messenger RNA, 2086 nt
Organism: Copidosoma floridanum
Lineage: Eukaryota; Metazoa; Arthropoda; Insecta; Hymenoptera; Encyrtidae
Gene: dve
Product: SATB1_N and homeodomain domain-containing protein dve
Biological process (GO): regulation of transcription by RNA polymerase II; chromatin remodeling
Molecular function (GO): DNA-binding transcription factor activity, RNA polymerase II-specific; RNA polymerase II cis-regulatory region sequence-specific DNA binding
Source: RefSeq, a predicted model, not a curated record
GUAAGAGUCUUCCGGUCCACUGCGUGGUCGAGGCCAUCCACGGUAUGGUCGAGGCGCGGCCGAGCGGCGGACGAGACAACUGGCGACGGCCCCUCGUCGAAAUGGACACGUACGUCUUCAUACCGGCCAACAUGCCCUUUCAGGAUCUGGUGGGCGAGGCACUGAUGCGCCUGAGCUACUCGAACGAGCUGAUCCUGAGCGCGCGGGGCAGCAUCGUCAUAAGGAACUGGAAACCGCUGCCCACGGACAAGGUGGCGGAAGGCCCUUUGCUCACGGUGGGCGACAUUUUGGCGGAGCUGAUCAACCUGGCGACCCUCAAGAUACAGGUGUACAGAUCGAGGCCACCGCCGCCCACGCCUGCCUCCGAGGUCAGGGACAAGCUGCUGAGGCUACUGUUGCUGCGCAGCCACGCCGUUCUCGUGGCUGCCGGCUGUCCCCUCGACGAGUCGACCCUGUCGUCGCUGUGCCGGGGCGGUAACGAUCUUUCCGAGGAGACGCAUCGUAACUUUGAGGUGUGGCUCCAGCAGCAGCACCUUGGCCUCGGGCUGAACCCCCUGCUACAGCCAAGCCCGAAUCACCACCACCAUCCCCAUCACCCCCAUCAUCAUCAACAGCAGCAGCAGCAGCAGCAGCAUCAACCGCAACAGUUGCAGCAGGUGAACACCGGGGUAGUGGCAGGUGGGGCGCACCAGCAGCAUCCCGCUGGUCUGUUGGCGUUUUCUCACAAGUCGCGCAUGCGCACCUCCUUCGAUCCGGAGCUCGAGCUGCCGCGACUUCAACACUGGUUCGGCGAGAACCAGCACCCCACCCGCCAACAGAUCCAGCACUACGUGGCCGAGUUGAACGCCCUCGAGUCCCGCCGCGACCGCAAGCCCCUACACGUGAACAACGUCGUCUACUGGUUCAAGAACGCGAGGGCUGCCCAGAAGAGGGCCGAGAACCGGGGGCUCAACGGCUACAGUCCGCCCGGCCUCAGCCCCAGGAACGCGAGCAACGUCAGUGAGGAGUGCACCGACGAGGAAGAGGAUCCCAAACACCACUCGGCGUCCCCGUCGCCUCUACCACCGGCCAGUCCAUCCGAAGGUCCGUUGUCCUUGACGACGCGCCCGGAGGACCAGCAGCAGCAGCAGCAGCAGAGCCAAGUGCCCUCGUCGACGUCGUUGUCGGUGAAGCAGGAGGAUAUGUCGAGGGCCACGUCGUCGGGGUCCGAGGACGACGAGGCCAGUCCGACUGGGCCCAUGCCGAGUUUCUCCCUCGUGCCCAGUCCGAUGUUCAGCCACAGCGUCAUGUACAUGUCGCACUACCUGUCGCCCCGCGGACCAGCCGGCUGUCCCACCAGUCUACUCGACGAGAGGCGGAAGAGGAACCGGACCUUCAUCGACCCCGUCACCGAGGUGCCGAGGCUCGAGUCGUGGUUCACCCACAACACCCACCCCAGUCACGCGCUUAUUCUCAAGUACACGGAGGAGCUCAACCGGAUGGCCUACCGGCAAAAGUUUCCUCGCCUCGAGCCCAAGAACGUGCAGUUUUGGUUCAAAAAUCGCCGGGCCAAGUGCAAGCGCCUCAAAAUGGCGCUAUUCGACGGGGAACUGCCCAAGCCCCAUCCUUACCACGCCGAAUAGACGACACACACCCUCACACACACGAUCGCACACUCUCGGGUCAAUAAACGAUUAUACACGUAAAUAAAUAAAUGAAUAAAUAGUUAGUCAAAGGGCUUGGAGCGGCGCAGCGUCCGAUCGAUUGGUCGUUGCGUUUUUUUUUGUUUUUUUUCUCUCGAUCGAUGGUCGGAGGGGCCGUCACAUAGGAAGAUGAUGAAUACUCAACUGCAUACACACACACACACACACACACGCGCGCGCGCAUGGACACGUACACUCAGUGGAACUCUGAUCUGUUCCGGACCCUAUUUCAGAACUAUGGCGUGAAGUACUGUUCAAUAAUAGGGUCCGGGACAGAACAAAGUUCCACCGAGAACACACAAUCCUCGUCGCUGUAAUUACACGAUUCGUUAUGUACGAGUAAAAUGUAAUAAUUGUCACAAUAUGAAUGUAAAUAACAAUAUACAUAUGCAUAUACACAUAAA